Molecule: messenger RNA, 600 nt
Organism: Hyalella azteca
Lineage: Eukaryota; Metazoa; Arthropoda; Malacostraca; Amphipoda; Hyalellidae
Product: glycine-rich cell wall structural protein-like
Exons: 2
Coding region: 56-532 (158 amino acids)
Source: RefSeq, a predicted model, not a curated record
CCAGCGCUCACGAUUCCAAGCACCAGUUGUUGAACGCCUUGCAACUACACCAGACAUGAAGCUCCCACUCUUCGCCGUCGCGCUGCUGGCGCUCGUCGCCGUCGCCUUCGCUGAACCCGAACCCGAACCCUGGAGAGGUGGAUUCCGUGGUGGAUACGGAGGAGGAUUUGGUGGAUUCCGUGGUGGAUUUGGUGGUGGUGGCUUCGGAGGAGGCUACGGAUAUGGCCGCAAGAAGCGUGCUGCUGAACCUGAAGCCCUGGCUGAAGCUUCCCCCGAGCCUGAAGCUCUGCCAUGGGGUGGUGGAUUCCGUGGAGGAUACGGUGGUGGAUUUGGUGGAUUCCGUGGCGGAUUUGGAGGUGGUGGAUUCGGAGGAGGCUACGGAUACGGCCGGAAGAAGCGCUCUGCUGACCCUGAGCCCGAGCCUGAAGCCCAGCCCUGGCGUGGUGGAUUCCGUGGAGGAUACGGUGGUGGAUUUGGAGGAUUCGGAGGAGGCUUCGGAGGAUUCCGUGGUGGCUAUGGAUAUGGAAAGUAGACCGGCUGAAUACGGCAAUUCAAUCGUCCUGUGAUUUCUGAUAGUACAAUAAACUUGUGAAUAAUUCA